AUGGUUCUCUCUGCUCCUCAGUACGCCCGUGUAGGCCCAGGCACCCUGCUGGACGAGGCGCUGAAGAAGGAAACCGACAGCAUCCACCUUUCUGCCUACCUCUUCAACAUCACCAACGCUGACCGGUUCGCCAGCGGAGAAGAUGACAAGCUGAAGAUGGAAGAAGUUGGGCCUUUUACUUACCAGGAGAACCGCACAAAUGAUGAUAUGGAGAUAGACAUGGAGGCGGGGGUGGUGCGGUACACGCCGCGACACAGGGUCAGCUUCCUGCCUGAGGAGUCUAUCGGAAGACCAGAGGAUAUGAUGCUCACUGUACCUAACAUUGCUAUGUUGGAGCAUAUGGAUUACCUGAUAGCAAGCAUAGACGACGCCGAGGCGUCGUCUAUGGGCGUCUGGAACACAAAGAAAGUUGCAAGUAGGCACCUUUAUGAUUAUGAGCAAAUAAGUGAUUAG
Messenger RNA from Spodoptera exigua (beet armyworm), 453 nucleotides. Lineage: Eukaryota; Metazoa; Arthropoda; Insecta; Lepidoptera; Noctuidae. The record is from the annotation of a GenBank genome assembly.